AUGAGCGGAAUGCCUCAACCACGUUCUCCAUCUGCUGGUCCACCUCCACCUUCAAGCGGUAGUAGCAGACAUCACCACAGCAGUAGUAGUAGAGGUUCCUCUUCUUCCUCUCAUCAUCGUAGUGGCGGAAGUAGUAGUGGUUCCCAUCAUAGAUCUGGAAGCUCUAGCAGAGACUCUCAUCGUGACUCUCACCGAUCAUCAUCUUCAUCAAGAAAUUCUAGUAAUCCAUCUAGUUCUCAUCCACACGAUGACAAAAGAAAACGUCCAUCAUCCUCUAAAUCAUCAUCAUCUAAACAUCGCUCUAGUGGCUCUAGUAGCAAACACGAUAGUCGUUCACAACGUUCUAAACCAUCAUCCUCAAAUACUGUCAAAGCUCCUCCAUUGUUUAAAACUGUUGAACAUCCAUUGAAGGAAUUGGUAAAGAGUUCAUUCCUUUGUAAUAUGAAAUUCCAAACAGGUUUACCAGAAAUUUUAUUGGAUCCUGUUUUAUUAGAAUAUCCAAAGGAUUUUACAGAAAAUUUCAUCGGAUACAAAACAACAAGUUUAGAAAAGAAUCACAAAUUCGAAUUAUUGACAGAAAAUAAUUUAGGAAUCAACAUGAAUCUGAUUAAUCCUUUUGUAUAUUAUAAAGAUGAAUCUGCCAAACUUGAUCCUGAAGAUGAAUUAUUAUUGAAACCAGUUAAAUCAGCAAAGAAGGAAAUUGCUCGUGAAUUGGUUGAAAACUUGUCAUCAAGACCAUCCUGGCUUAAAGCUCCAACUUAUGUUGAUAUGAUCAAUUAUAAGAAGGCUGUUAAAGGUUAUGGCGAAGAUUUAAUUCAAGAUGUUGAAGAAGAACAUGUUCAGAAAAUCAAACCAAAAACAGUUCCUAGAAAAGUCGAAGAAAAGAGUAGAUUUGAAAAGGCUAAACAAUUAGAUGCCAAAUUCCAAUCAGAUACCUUAACCAGAACAUUACCAAAUGGUCAAAAAGUUAAAGCUAUUGCUUGCUAUUCACUUUUACCUAAUUUUGCCACAAUGGGCACUAAAUUUAUGGCUGCAAACUUUGGAAGUGAUAAUCAUACAUUAUUAGGAAAGAGAGGACGUUUUGGUGAAUUAACAGCAAAGGAUGCUAGUGAUUCCCUUAUUCUCAUUCAACCAACAGAUGAUAUUAUUUUAGCAGAAAAGGCAGCUGAUGACAGAAAUGUUCAAGUUGCUCAAUACUAUGUUCCAGUUUCUAAUAAUGAUGAAGAGGAAUUAUUUAAUAGUGAAAAGACUGUUGGUAAUAUUGUGGAAUUAGUUCGUGAAUAUGGUGGUACAAUCUAUGAAAAGAAUAGCUCCAAUGUUCAAGUUAAUAAGGAAAAUGAAAAGAGAUUCAAAUUACCAAACCACUUAAUGUCUAAAGAUAAGAUGACCCAAGCAGAAAUUGAACCGUGUGUUGCUUUGAGAUUUGAUGACAAUACCAGUCAAUGUGUAUAUUCCUACAUUCAAGAAGGUGUCAACUUUAAGGUCUUACCAAAGAAGAAGAAACGUAGAGUUUUCACUAAAGUUAAAUUGAAUGGUAAAAAUCCAGAUGAAGAAGUUCAAUUCGAAUCUCUGACAGAUAUCAUUGCCAGCACUGAAGAACUUGGAGCAACUAAGCAAGGACCUUCUUAUGAAGAUGAAGAAAUGCAAGAAGAAACAACUCAACAACAAUCAGAAGAAGAGGAAGAAAUUAUUUCACCAUCCGAUAGAGGAUCAGCAAAGAAGAGAGCUGUUCAAUCCGAUGAUGAAGAUGAAAACAUGGAAGAAAGUGCACCAAAUGGUGGUGAAGAAAACAUGCCAUCCUCUCCGACUAUUGGUGAUCAACGUGCACCUUUAUCCGAAGAUGAAUAUGAUGAAGAAGAAUAA
Molecule: messenger RNA, 1863 nt
Organism: Naegleria gruberi
Lineage: Eukaryota; Heterolobosea; Eutetramitea; Acrasida; Naegleriidae
Exons: 1
Coding region: 1-1863 (620 amino acids)
Biological process (GO): transcription elongation by RNA polymerase II
Cellular component (GO): Cdc73/Paf1 complex
Molecular function (GO): RNA polymerase II complex binding; chromatin binding
Source: RefSeq, a predicted model, not a curated record